AUGAUCACUGCUUUAAUCCUCGCGAGUCAAAAUAUUGAACUUUCAAAAGGCGACUCGUAUAAUUCAACACACGUAAGCAAUGUUUUUCAAAACGCCACCAGCCUUGAUCAGAACAUAACAAAUAUAAUCAAUCAAGAACACACACAAGACACAGAAGAAAAUAAAGAGGAGGCGGUAACAAUAGAUAGUAAUGGAUCCAACCUGAAUGAAUUCGAAAAUUUAGGGAUUAUAGCAGGGGCGGCGCACUGUUUUUGGAGUGAGCUGGAUGGCGGCGCGCUACCCGCUGCGCAGUUCGCGGCGGCGGCCGGCAAACUUUACCGACCGUGGAAAGAAAGCCAUGACUUAGAUGCGCAGCAGGCUGACAUAUCCGCAAUCAACCUCCCCGCGCGUUUCCGCGGCGCCAUCACCAGUUUCCAAGAUGACAUAGCAGCAGUACUCUUGGCAAAGGAAUUUGUAACCACUGUCCGGGUCCGCCCGCUCUGCGUCCUCUUUGAUGACGACUUGGAGGCUGAUUUUCUGCGCAGUGAGAAUGAAGGCAUGAUCGUGGGUUGGGGCCUGACAUCAGAAGACGGGACGCCUGCGCAGACGCUACAAUCCCUGUACAUGCCGUACGUGCCAAUCGAGGACUGCAUCGCUAGCGCAGAACCCGGGUUCCUGAAGUACAUUACCAGUGACAAAAUCUGUGCGGGCGUUACCACAGGCAAGUCAUUAUGCCGUGGCGACAGCGGCGGCGGUUUAGUAUUCAACAGCGAUCUCGUCUUCAUCGACAGCGAGGAGCCGCGGCCCUUCCUGUACGGCGUAGCGUCCACUGCUCCACGCAACGCGCACAGCUGUAACACGCACGCCCGCGCCACGCUCACGCGCGUGCUUGCGCACCGCGCGUUUCUGCGUGCGCAUAUACCGGAUAUAGAGGAUGCGUGCGCGCAUGGGUCCAGCAGAAUUUUCAAGUCGGGAUUGGACAGGACGAGGGAGGAAAGCAAACGAGGGAGGGAGGAUACUAAGCCAGUUUUUAAUUGCAAUUGUUUUUGUAAUUGCAAUAAUUUCACUACACCUUAACA
Cydia amplana is the source of this 1058-nucleotide messenger RNA. RefSeq names its product modular serine protease-like. The transcript has 6 exons. Gene Ontology annotation, molecular function: serine-type endopeptidase activity. Gene Ontology annotation, biological process: proteolysis. NCBI's taxonomy places the organism in Eukaryota, Metazoa, Arthropoda, Insecta, Lepidoptera, Tortricidae. The record is from RefSeq and is a predicted model, not a curated record. Bases 1 to 1056 code for a protein of 351 amino acids.